CCGGAGGCCUUGGUCGCGAGGUCCCGUUGGCGAGGGCCGGCUGGGAGAAAGGCUCCAAUCCAAGACCGGCUCUGGCAGACAGUCGGGCGUGAAAGCGCGGCCACGUGGCACCGCUCUGCCUGCCUCCUCUUCCUCCGCCGCCGCCUCCGCCGCCGCCCGGCGGGUGAACGCGCCGCCCAGCGCAGUCGUUGCACCGCCACUAGCCGCAGCACCCGCUCCGCUCAGCACAGCAGAGCAUCUCAGCGCUUCAACAUGACGCCGUCGGGCCAGACGCCGCUUCUGCUGCUCCUCUUGGGUGUGGGGCUGGCGGCGACUUUUGCGAAAGCGGCGGAAAAUCUCGAAGUCACACACAAGGUCUGGUUUGAUAUUGAAAUUGGUGGAAACCCUGAGGGAAGAAUUGAAAUUGGAUUGUUCGGCAAAACGGUGCCGAAGACCGUAAAGAACUUCUUUGAACUAGCGAAAAAGCCUGAAGGUGAAGGGUACAAGAAGAGCAAAUUCCAUCGAGUUAUUCCCAGAUUCAUGAUUCAAGGAGGCGAUUUCACGAGAGGAGAUGGUACUGGAGGCAGGAGUAUUUACGGUGAAAAGUUCGCUGAUGAGAACUUUGAUCUCAAGCAUUACGGCGCUGGUUGGCUCUCAAUGGCGAAUGCCGGCAAAGACACUAACGGUUCUCAGUUCUUUAUCACAGCGAAGGCUACUCCGUGGCUGGAUGGACGUCAUGUUGUUUUCGGCAAAGUAAUUCGAGGGAUGGACGUGUUCCGCAAAAUCGAAAGCCAGAGGACCAAUUCUGGUGAUCGGCCCCUGAAAGAUGUCGUCAUUGCCGACAGUGGGGCGGAAGUGGUCUCUACUCCCUUCCAAGUUACUAAAGACGACGCUACAGAAUAAUGUUGUGUUUAACGUAUUGUUGAAAUAACGAUAAAUGAAGUAACACAUUAUGUUACAAAUAAUAAGUUUGGGACACAAUCCCUCACUCUCUGAAGUAAGUUAACUUAUUGUUUAGUCCGUAUAUCCAGAAUUACAACACUUCGUACAAUUUGUAAAAACUACGAUUGGAAUAAGUUAAUAAACAAAUGUGAAUUUAUUUUUUACGAC
Molecule: messenger RNA, 1089 nt
Organism: Gryllus bimaculatus (two-spotted cricket)
Lineage: Eukaryota; Metazoa; Arthropoda; Insecta; Orthoptera; Gryllidae
Source: the annotation of a GenBank genome assembly